UUCUAGGGGUAGAGAACGUAUUUGGUAGUUUCAUUCUUCUAUUGUAAAACUAGAUAUAGGUAAGGAAAUUCACUUAGACAGCUUUGAACAGAUAAACAGGCUGUCAAUUUACACCAACUGGGGUAGAUAGCUAGUUAGCCUAAACCCCCACAGACUGUUAUCACAUUAUUUUGAGUGAGGACGAGCAACACCCGGCUACCUAGCUAAACAAGGGUAGAAGACUAACAAAUGUACUAAUUCAAACGUAUUACCGCAUCGGGGACAGACACAGAGCCGUUAUCCAGCGAUAAACAACUUUACUACAUUUAACAACUACAUUGAGACGACAAGUAAAUCUACAAUAGUUGUGAAUUCGGGCACCAUGUUCAAAAGGAAUGGCAAGAAGGACCCAGAACUAUUCCAAAAUGUGUCGGAGGGGCUGAAAAAACUGUACAAGACCAAACUCUUUCCCUUGGAAGAUACCUACCACUUCCACGAUUUCCAUUCACCGGCUUUGGAAGAUGCCGACUUUGACAACAAGCCUAUGGUGCUCUUGGUUGGCCAAUACUCCACGGGUAAAACCACAUUCAUCCGGCAUCUUAUGGAGCAAGAUUUCCCCGGCAUGCGGAUAGGGCCCGAACCGACCACCGACUCCUUCAUAGCGGUCAUGCAUGGCGAGCAGGAAGGGCUGAUCCCAGGCAACGCUCUAGUAGUUGACCCCAAGAAACCCUUCAGAAAACUCAACGCUUUUGGCAACGCCUUUCUUAACAGGUUUGUGUGUGCUCAGAUGCCCAACGCUGUGUUGGAGAGCAUCAGCAUCAUCGACACCCCAGGAAUCCUGUCUGGAGAGAAGCAGAGGAUCAGCAGAGGCUAUGACUUUGCUGCAGUGCUGGAGUGGUUUGCUGAGCGUGUUGACCGCAUCAUCCUGCUCUUCGACGCCCACAAACUAGACAUCUCGGAUGAGUUCUCUGAGGUGAUCCGCUCCCUGAAGAACCAUGAGGACAAGAUGCGGGUGGUUCUGAACAAGGCGGACCAGAUUGGCACACAGCAGCUGAUGAGGGUUUAUGGCGCCCUCAUGUGGUCUCUUGGUAAAAUUGUCGGCACGCCAGAGGUGAUCCGGGUGUACAUUGGUUCUUUUUGGGCUCAGCCGCUCCUGGUCGCAGACAACCGGAAGCUUUUUGAGGCUGAGGAACAGGACCUUUUCAAGGACAUCCAGGGGCUGCCUCGGAAUGCUGCUCUGAGGAAGCUCAAUGACCUCAUCAAGCGGGCUCGCCUCGCCAAGGUCCACGCCUACAUCAUCAGCUCUCUAAAGAAGGAGAUGCCCAACAUGUUUGGGAAGGAUAACAAGAAGAAGGAGCUGAUCGCCAACCUGGGGGAGAUCUACAACAGGAUUGAGAAAGAGCACCAGAUCUCACCUGGAGACUUCCCCAAACUAGCUAAGAUGCAGGAGAUCUUGGCUAACCAGGACUUCAGUAAGUUCCAGACGGUGAAGCCCAAGCUGCUGGAGGCUGUUGAGGACAUGCUAGCCAACGACAUCGCCAAACUCAUGACCCUCGUCCGCCAGGAGGAGGCAGCCAUGCCCAGCCAGUCAGUCCAGGGUGGCGCCUUCGAGGGCACCAUGAACGGGCCUUUCGGCCAUGGCUACGGCGAGGGUGCAGGCGAGGGCAUUGAUGAGCUGGAGUGGGUGGUGGCACGAGACAAACCCACCUACGACGAGAUCUUCUACACCCUGUCUCCAGUCAACGGCAAAGUGUCGGGCGCCAUGGCCAAGAAGGAAAUGGUGAAGUCCAAACUGCCCAACACAGUGCUGGGAAAGAUCUGGAAACUGGCCGAUGUAGACAACGACGGUUUCCUGGACGACGAAGAGUUUUCCCUUGCCAAUCACUUGAUCAAGGUGAAGCUUGAGGGUCACGAGCUUCCCACUGAUCUGCCAGAACACCUUAUCCCCCCCUCCAAAAGGGGACUGUAGAAUUGGAAAUCAGGUCACUCAACAAAUCAAUAAAGGAUUACAAAGAAAUAAGGGGAACUCAUAAAAAAAUAUAUGCUGGGGAACAUUCUAUUUAAUCCUUGUCUUCCAUUAAGUUCGAUUUGUGUCUGAGUUUAGUCAAUUGUUUAUUCUACUUACAGAUUUAUAAUCAUAAUAUAUAAUUUCUAAUCAAAACCAUUUGUGUAUGUUUAGCUUUUCCUAACGCCAUUAUAAAGCAAAGUGUUCGUAGUCUGAAAACAAGAGUUGCAGAAGCACAGGCACCCAUGGCAGGGUAAAUAUAGGUCACCCCACAAAAUGCUAACAAUGGACAAGCUAUUAGUGUAUUCUUCCAAGCAUGCCAAAUACUUCUGCUUAUGUUCUCUUGUGUAGACUCAACUGACAUGCAGACUGAUCAUUAUUCUAACCUUGGGGGUGAAGGGGGAAUAUAGAUAAAUUCAGGUUGAUAUCCCUCAUGUCACUGCCUUGUAGAGUUAUUAGCUUACAGACAAACUAGUGUCUUGGACGACCUUGCCUAGCUACUACCUAGUGUCUUUUUGAACAUCUAUCUGAAAAGGCUCCAGUAAACCAUAUAUUAUGUCAAAAAUAGGAAAUGUAUGUGAUCUAGCUUAAGCUACAUUUUGUGCAGUUUUUUUAAACCUCAAAUAUCCAGCCCAUACUCCGAGGCUUUCCACUAUAGGGCUUUAGAAUGCAACAACAAAAUAUUGCCUUUCCACUCACUGGUUGCAGGGAACAUGGGGGGUUGGGCAUACAGUAUGCAUUGGCAAGAUAUCUGAUAAAAUAUAUUUAUGGAAAACCAAUUAACUGAUUUUGGGGACAUAGUACCAACUUAAAAAUCCCAGUUUAAUCCCUGCCAGUCACAUCUAAAUGUUCAUAUGUACAUUGUUUUUGGUCUCUAUUUUGAAAUAAACGUUUUAUUAUAAUA
Molecule: messenger RNA, 2888 nt
Organism: Coregonus clupeaformis (lake whitefish)
Lineage: Eukaryota; Metazoa; Chordata; Actinopteri; Salmoniformes; Salmonidae
Product: EH domain-containing protein 1
Exons: 5
Coding region: 362-1948 (528 amino acids)
Biological process (GO): clathrin-dependent synaptic vesicle endocytosis; endosomal transport
Cellular component (GO): plasma membrane; clathrin-coated pit; cytoplasm
Molecular function (GO): GTP binding; molecular adaptor activity; protein binding
Source: RefSeq, a predicted model, not a curated record